Messenger RNA from Physcomitrium patens, 5522 nucleotides. RefSeq lists its product as uncharacterized. Gene Ontology annotation, molecular function: protein binding; RNA binding. The record is from RefSeq and is a predicted model, not a curated record. Lineage: Eukaryota; Viridiplantae; Streptophyta; Bryopsida; Funariales; Funariaceae.
CUAGACUGGCCACGCCAAGCCUGAGGUAACUGAGGUUGUUGCGGUUAUCAUGACUUCUUUGGGGUGCUGUGUUGUUGGCGGACUGCGGUGGUUGAAUUGCAUUUGCGACUGAGAGUUUGGUCUUAGAGUGCAGGAUGAGGAUGAGGUUGAAUUUAGAACGCGUCCGGUGUAUUGCGGGAGGAUGUAUUGGUGAGUGUUGAGGUUGAGAUGGGGAGGGGUGAAGUUGAGGUUUUGAAAGGAGAAGACAGGGAGUGAUGGCGGGGCGUGGAAUGGCUCUCACGCGCCCCGCAUGGAUGAAGCACGCGGAGGAAGCUAAGGUGAAGGAUGAGGAGGAGAAGGCAGCGACCGCGAGAGCAGCUUUUGAUGCCACAUUUCGGGAUGUGGAGGGGCAAGGAGGGGCGCCAGGAGGAGGUGGAGAGAUGGACUCGGAUAGCGAUGGAGAAGAGGUGGAUCAAUUGGAGAAGAAGCCGAUAGGACCUGUGGAUCCUGGGAAAUGCACGGCUGCGGGAACAGGGGUGGGGGGUGGAGCCGCUGGAGCGGCAGCGUCGUUUGUUGUGGUGAUGAAGGAUUCAGAUGGGAGGCGUAUUCCGCACGGUGGAGCGUACAUUAGGGUUAGAGUGACUCCUGGGGCAGGAGUGGGAGGGGUAGAGCAGGAUGCGGUGGUGAAGGAUCAUGCAGACGGGACGUAUACAGCGACGUACGCGGUGGCGAAGCGGGGGGAUUACAUGGUGAGCGUGGAGUGCAACGGGCAUCCUAUAUCGGGGAGUCCAUUUCCGGUCUUCUUCAGCGGGGGAAAUGUACCUCUAGGUGUCAGUAUGAUGCCCACAUCGGCUCCUAUGCUAGGGGCAUCGCCCUACAUGGGUGUAAGUCAGCAAAUAGGGCCAUUCAGUAUGCAGGGGAUGUUGCCAGCAGGGAGCACAAUGGGAGGAUUGAGUCAAAUGCCGAUGGCUCCGUCUGCUGCAGCAAUGGCUGCAGCACAGAGCAUUGCGGCAGCAAAUGCCUUUCAGGCUGCUCAAGCGGCUCAGCAGCAGCAACAACAGCAAGCAGGUCAAGACCAUGGGGAUGGGAAAGAAGAGGACGAUGAAGACAAUCAUGAGCCAAUUUGUACCCUUCACGUGACCAAUAUCAACCCUAUUUUAACCGCCGAUCAGCUGCGCCAAUUAUUCAACUAUUGUGGAACAGUUGUAGAUUGUGCUAUGUCAGAAUCUAAAACGACUGCGUAUGUGGAGUACUCAAGGCCAGAAGGUGCCAAGGCCGGGCUGUCUCUUAAUGACAUGCCAGUUGGAGGACAGAACCUGAAGGUUGAGUUGAAAAGAAAACCACGUUCUGGCAAGCAUGGUACUGGGUCUACCCUGAAUGGAAUGGGACCACCUCAAUUGCCUAUGAUGAUGCAACAAGCUGUAGUCAUGCAGCAAAUGCAAUUUCAGCAGGCCCUGUAUAUGCAGCAGGCAUUAGCCACGCAACAAGCAGCAGCUCGGGCGGCUACUGUGAAGUCUGCAGCGGAGAUGGCAUCUGCCCGAGCUGCAGAAAUAUCCAAACGACUGGCUGGUCCCAAUGAUGGUGUGGAAGUAGCUGGUGUACCCGAAACAGUUCAAACCAGUCCUAGUGCACGUUCGAAAACGAAGUCUCGGUCCAAUUCAAGAUCGCCCAUAAGGUAUCACCGUGACCGUCGCUCUCGAUCAGCUACUCCGGCUCGGCUUCGCCGUGGGCGAUCUCGGUCAAGAUACAGGGAUCGUAACCUUUAUCGGAGCAGAGAGCGCGGCUCUCGAUACAGGGGUGGACGUGAUUCAUACUCAUCGUACUAUACCAGGCGAGAUUGGGAGAGGGAGCGAGAUAAUAGAGAUCCUUAUAGCUUACGGAGUGGCCGCAGAGCCCGAAGUCGGAGUCGAAGCCGUGACCGCGUGAGGAGGAGGUCACGAACACGAUCAGGUUCACAGUCACGGUCACUCAGGGGGAAAACUCCAUCACCCAGACGAUACCGUACCUAUGAAUCACACCACAGAUCUACUACACGAAGCUCAAGACGGACGAGGUCUCGGUCGAAAGAGACUAGAAAGAGUCGCUCAAAGACUCCUCGCAGUGGAAGUGCGACCCCUGCAAGAAGAAAAGGCAGUCCGAAGGGUGGAAAGCUUGUCAGCAGUCCAGGUACUUCAAAGGACCACAUUAUGAGCCCAAAAGGAAGGGAGCGCCUCGAUUCUGUUGACGGCGUUAGGAAAGAAUUAGACAAGACCGAUCAUGUGAAAAUUGAUCAACCCAAGAGAGAUUCAUCUGCAAAAGAUGUUGUCGUGGGAAAUGGAAGAGUAGCUAAUAAAGGUACAGCAGUCGAUGAGGUUUUGAUGGAGAUCAAGUCCUCUUUAAAUACAAAACUGGAUACUGCAACUAUCCUGAAAGACCUUGAAGACAAAAGAAGGCAACAAUUAAGUAGCUUUGAUGGCUCUAAGAACGCUGUUUCUGGAAGUGCACCUUCACCAGAAGCUGCUGUAGGAUCUGAUGUUAAGGAUUUCAAAAAGCCAUUGAAGAAGUGCUGCAAAGAGAGUACAUCAACAGGUGACGAUGUUAGUGAGGAAGAAGAAACAGAGCUAAUUGAUGAUUGGCGAGAUGACUUUAAAUCUCAGGGACGAGAAAAAAAUAAGAAUAAGGUUAAAAAGGAAAGAGUCACCGUCAAAAAGAGCAAGGUCGAAGAGGAGAGGGAGGUGCAGAAUGGUAAAGGGUGUGAUUCUAUCAGAGACGCCAAGAUCGUUAAAAAAGUUGCAGAAUUUCAGGGAAAGGAGGUCAAGGGCACUAGACAAGCUCAGAACGGUGUUGAGAGCAACGACCACGGACGUUGGGGUACAAGAGACAUGGACAGUGACUUCGAUAUUGCUGACAUGCAGGUUGAAGGACCACCAAAGCGUGUCCUGUCUCCUCCGGAGAGAGUGAAAGACCCUGUAAGCAAUUUGGUCGAUGUUGCAAGAGUCGUUGAGAAUUUCACAGUUUCUACUGCUCAGAUCAUAGAUGAGAAAAUGAAGGGGAAGAUGAUUGGACCAGAUAUGAUUACCGAAAAACUCGUCUGCACAGACGUUAGGGAGGAGAUAUUUGUUCAGAAAUCGAGAGAUGAAAAUUCAUUUUUAGUGGAGAAUGUGAAACAGAUAAACGAUCCGAGAAAAGUGGAUGUAAGAUUGAAGGAAUCUAAAACGAUUGAUGAGGAAAAUGAAGUUAACACUGUUACGAUAUCUCGAAAGAAAUUACGAAAGGCUGGAGAUGAUGAUGACAAAGACAAGAAACGUAGGAGAAAAUCUCAAGAAGUGGACGACGAUCAAGAUCAAGAUCCUCGUCGAGAACGUCAUCGGCGUCAUCAGAAGAAACACCGUCAUGAAGUUGAUGUAGAUGUAGAAAUAGCUGAAGAUGAGGACGAGGAAGAGGGUGCAGACCAACGGAAGGAACGGCGGCGGCACAAGAAGAAGCGUAGGAAAGAUGACUCUGAGAAACGGGAAAAGAAGCGCCGUAAACAUAAACACCACCGAAGGAAACGAUCUCCAUCAGAGUCCCCGGAAUUAUCACCAUCUGGUGGAGGUAAGAGUAACCGUGGUGAUGAUGAAACUACAACAAAGCAUAAGCACUACCGUUCAAGAAAGUCGUCGGAGAAAUCACUUUCAGUGGAUGCAGACAAGGGUACAGUGGAAUCUGAUGAAGGGGUCGCGAGAAAGAAGUCUUCGAGUAGACACAAGAAGAAACGAAAAGAACUCUCCAAGUCGCCUUCAGAGAGCUUCAGCUCCAGCGAAUAAGGGACUGUAUGUUAGUGAGCCAUUUUUGUGUUAGCAGAUCUUAGUAUAUGAAUCACUAGUCAGAGCUAUUAAAGUAGAUUGCUGGUAGGUUUGGAUACACUGCUUUAUUUCGUGUGUCUGUAUAAACUUGAUCGAAGACGCUGGUGGAAUAAAUGUGGCCCAUGCAGGCGAACUUUGAAGUUGACAAGGAAAUGGAGCGGUGUUCAAGACUUCAGUUGGUGAAGGCACUUCAGUACGUGAUCCUCUGGGUGGGGCUGGGGGGAAUGGUUAAAGUUGGUUGGUCAUUUGUCCUCUCUUGACGUGCUUGUAUGCAGUAUGGACGGACAUGGCAAUGAAGCAGGCCGCCUUUGUAACUGUCUUUUGGCUCCACGACGGCAUUUUCUAUCGACGUACCCUGGCUCGUAUCAACCAUUGUAGGUAGCUCUGGACUGGCCAAUUCACCUUACGCAGAGGUUAUGGUUCUGUUGACACUAUGUACUCUUUUCAUCAUUUCCAAGAAAUCAUCUUGGUUUUCAAAAGUGCCUGUGGUAACUGUGGUAUCUGAGCGUGUUGUGCACACAAUAUGCAGAAGUCAGUUUGACUUAAAUGCUGCAGACGUUGGUUCUUAGCUUUCUUUCUUUCUUUCUUUCUAGCUCUAUCUCUUCUUCCUUAUUUAUCGUUUAUUUUUAAUGAUAGCCCUUCAACCUCCCUUUCCCUCCUUGAGCAAAAUCGUCAGUCUUCAGGAGAGAUUGUAGUGGUGACUGUGAGGUACGCCAGCUAGGUAGCACUGUUGUUAAGUGUUCUGAAAAGCAAGUGCAUUGUCAAGCACUUGCUUUUUCUAGGGGCUAGUCCUUGACAGGAUGUGAACGCUUGUGGGCUUUUGGGGUUUGGCUGGGAGGUACUUGGGCACGGGCUCGGUUUGUCCGUCUUUAUCGCAGCUGAGCACACCAUAUCUUAGGUGAAGCCUGUAAGUUUUUUGAAUUUUUUUGCGCAGGUCCAGCAUUGACUGUGAAUAUUGUAUCUGUAUGUUAGUGUGCUGCCAUAUUCUUAGAUGAGUUUUUAAGAUGUCUCUGAGGCUAUUGCACCCUGUUAUGCAUUGCUUUUCCUUUGUAGUUAUAGUAUGUACCGCAUGGUUUGAGAUCCGCUUCAAUCCUGGGAAAAUGGUGGGAGGGCUGGGUUGGGAUGGUGGGUUGGGAGGAGUGCAUGCGCAUGCUUUCAGGACUAAAAAUGCUGCAGCAGUGGCACGUGUCUCACAAGCUCUGCUUUAGCUUUUCUUCACUCAGCUACAAAUCUUGUUUCUGCAAAGGUAAGGAUUGGCUGAUAGGUAUGGAAAAUGGUUAGGGGACCCUGUCUUUCCUUGCAGGAGAAUGCCAACGUGGAGUUGAAGAUCUUUUCCCAGGUUCUGCAGGAUCUCGUUGUUUUCCAUUUUAUUACUCGUACCUGGAAAUCUCUAACCCUCUAGUUUAAUUACCUCCGUGUCGAUUCUAAAUGGUGUUCAGAAUCUGAGUUUCUAGAACACGACCUAGUUAACAGGUUGAUUAUUACCGUAACAAUUGUGGCACGACUGCAUAAAAUAGUGUAGUGCCACAUAUCAGUAGAGGUGGUAAGUCGGAAGUCGUAAGCAAGUGCUUCAGGUCAUUUGCCUCAGUUAUGUAGAAUUUGUUGCCUUACAUGGUCGACAUCUUUCACAGCAAGUGCUGCACACUCGCUUCGUUAUGAAGAUCUGUACGACUUUGAUUUAUAGUACAUUAAUCAAAUAGCAUUGGUAAUUUCGUCUUA